AAUAUUGUACAAAACAAAACUUGCUCGAUUCUUAGAUUAUAGUAAGUUUCGAAUCGACAUUCAUUUUAUGUGUACAACUUUUUUUGAAUUUUUCGUUAUUGUGAAACGAUUUGUGUCGUGUUGUAAUUGAAGAGUCGAAUACAGAAAUUUCAAAUGAUUCGAAUGAAAAUAAUGUUUCAAUUCAAUUGAGCAAUGCUUUCCUUGACCAAUUCUAUAUGGAAAUGAAUGCGUUUGCAAACGAUGUUUUCGGCUAUGAACAAAUGUUGGAAUGGAAUGAAAAGGGAAAGAAACGCGAAAUGACAAAAAAAAUUCUUGGAAAAUUUAAAAUGAAUGGUGCUUCAUUGGAAAAGCUCAAAGAAGUAUACCACACAACAGCUCAUUCCAACUCUGAUUUUGAAAUCCUGUUGGAAUUGGUGAUCGAUAAUUUUGUCACUAUAAUGGUCAAUGGAAAUUUGCGUGUAUCAGACCCUGCAUAUUAUUUACCAUAUCAACUUUUUAUGGAACAUAUGGACCAAAUGAACACAAAAAAAUAAUUUAGUUUUGUUUUGAUUUUUUGCAACAUUUUGGUUUUCAGUUAAUACAAUAAAAACAAAACUGUUUUUUCGUGAACACAAAAUUCUAAAUUUAUUACGUUGUUUGUUUAGAAUUUUUUUAGAAAAAAAGUAAAUUUUUUGGUUUUGAGGAAAUUUGUUUAUUGUUGCUAUUUGUGAAAGCGUAGAUAUUUGUAAGUAUUUGACUAUAAUCCUAAAAGUUAAUGGAAUACCACUAUGACACAUAGAAAACAUUUUUUCAAAGGGGUGUUUUUCGAAAAUUAUAAAAAAAAUUGUUUUAAAAAAUUUUGAAGAAAUAAAGUAAAAUAAAAAAAUUUCGAAAGCAUGAAAUUUUUUCAAAACCAAAUUUUCCUCAAAAAGAUAAAAGAAAUUUCUUCGAAGAGGUGUUUUUCUAAAAUUACAAAAAAAAAAAUUUCAAAAAUUUUAAACAAAUAAAAUAAAAUAAAACUUUUUCAAGGGUAUGAAAUUUUGUCAAAACAAAAUUUUCUGAAAACCAAACAAAAUUUAAAAAAAAAAUGGUGUUUUCAAAGCAUUUCAUAUUCCACUAUUAAUAGAGAAUACAUUUUUUCGAGGGGGUGUUUUUCAAAGCGGACAAAAAUCUUUUUUAACAAAUCAAUUUAAACUUUUACAAAAGUAUGAAAUUUUUUCAAGAACAAAAUUUUCUCAAAAACGUUAAAUUAAAAAAAAAAUUGUUUUUUCAAAAUAUUUAAUUUUCAGCAAUUAACUGAGAAGAAAUUUGUUAGAGCGAAGUGUUUUUCAAAACUUCAAAAAACACUUUUUAACCAAAAAAAAUAAACCUUUUUUCAAAAACAACAGGAAUGAUAACAUUGCUUAACAAUUUCUGCACUUUUGCACAGUCUAAAGAGGCAUUGAUACAGAGUGUAUUUCCAAACAUAGUUCAACAUUACAAAAACCAUGAUUGGCUCAGCGAAAGAGCAAUUUUAGCUGGGAAAAAUAAGCACGUCAAUGAUAUAAAUUCAGCAAUUUUAGAUCAAAUAUCUGGUGACAUAGUUGCGUAUAAGUCAAUGGACACUAUUACUGAUCAAGAUGAUGUCGUAAAUUAUCCAACUGAAUUCUUAAACUCACUCGAUUUGCCAGGUCUACCACCUCAUAAUUUACGAUUAAAAAUUGGAGCACCGAUUAUUAUGCUGCGCAAGAUUAAUGUGCCCCGACUUUGCAACGGUACCAGACUCGCUGUGAAGAAGCUAAUGGGUAACGUUAUCGAAGCAACAAUUUUGAAAGGGAAGUACAAAGGAGAAGACGUUUUGAUACCCAGAAUUCUACUGAUUCAGACGGAUUUACCAUUCGAUUUCAAACGUUUGCAGUUCCCUAUUCGCCUUGCCUUCGCUAUGACAAUUAAUAAGGCGCAAGGACAGUUUCUACAAAUAUGCGGUAUUAAUUUAGAAUACCCAAUUUUUUCUGAUGGACAAUUGUAUGUAGCUUGCUCACGAGUAGGCAAACCAUCGUCAUUAUUCAUUUAUGCGAAAGAUGGAAAAACCAAAAACGUUGUCUACCAAAAAGUGUUACAAUAAAGUUCGAAUGAAAUUGUAUCAAAGAA
This is a messenger RNA of Anastrepha ludens (Mexican fruit fly), 2109 nucleotides long. RefSeq names its product ATP-dependent DNA helicase pif1-like. Bases 1370 to 2083 code for a protein of 237 amino acids. The transcript is spliced from 2 exons. Lineage: Eukaryota; Metazoa; Arthropoda; Insecta; Diptera; Tephritidae. The record is from RefSeq and is a predicted model, not a curated record.